AUGGAAUUGACAUGGCACGUUAACUCCAGGGGAAUGUUUGCCGGUACUUGUAUUGGUGUCUUUUUCUGGGUUUUGGCAUACUUAUGGUUCCAUAGAAUGAUUGUUGAGUACGAUCGAGCCAUAGUUGAGUAUAAAUUGGCUCAAUAUGCUCAAACCCAUUCUGACGCUUGUUGCUGCUGUGAAAAUGGUGCUGGAGAGUCUACAGAUAUUACUGAAAAGGCUGCUUCUUCUUCUGAUUCUAGCGAUGCAAUAUACAGUGUUACCGACUCCAAAGUGUCACAAUUUUUUAGGCCUAUCGCACGAGUGCUCAAGCACAGAUGGUUGGUUAAUCAUUCACAUUCAGAUAAAGACGGAAGUAUUUUGGUCUAUCCUUCUCCGUUGGAGCAUUUGUUCAAAUCGGUCCUUUACAUGAUGGAAUGGGCUUGCUCUUUCUUGAUUAUGUUGAUGUGGAUGUACUACAAUGGUUACGUGGUUAUCACUUGUAUAUUAGGGUACUUUUUUGGCCAAUUACUCUUCAGUUAUGCUCCAUUAACUGUUAUUGGUAACAAGAAAUACUUACCCCCUAAAGAAGAGAAAACUCACUGCUGA
Molecule: messenger RNA, 588 nt
Organism: Brettanomyces nanus
Lineage: Eukaryota; Fungi; Ascomycota; Pichiomycetes; Pichiales; Pichiaceae
Exons: 2
Coding region: 1-588 (195 amino acids)
Biological process (GO): copper ion transmembrane transport
Cellular component (GO): membrane
Molecular function (GO): copper ion transmembrane transporter activity
Source: RefSeq, a predicted model, not a curated record